GCCCUGCCCUCCCCCUGCAGCAAGCUGCUCUUUCGGUGUCUCGGUGUGCCUGUGUCUCUCUUCUGGAGACACCUGCGCUUCCCAGCCCUUCUCCUCCGCCCUUUUUUGCUAUUACCGAGCCGCUGUCUUUGGGGACCAAGGAGUCGUAGCAGCAGGAGAAGAGGGUAGAAGAGGGUUGGGGGCGGGGUGGGUGGGGAAAGACUUAGGAAGGGGUGUGGACAGCAGCCACUCUGCAGCUGGCCGCCUGGGACCCCGCUUCCCUCGUGUGCCCCUCGGAGUGAUGGAGAGGAAGAGACUCGCUUAGACACGCACGCAGCUGGGCGCCUCUCCGGGAGGCGAUGGUGGCGGCGGCCGCAGCUGCUCUGCUUACAAGAGGGAGCGGGCGGCGCCUGAUUCAGCUCAGCUCUGGCUGUGCCACGGGGAGCGCCCCGUAAGCCUAGAGCUCGCUGAGUGGCUCUCGGGCGCCGGCUACAAGCGAGAAGAAAACCACCCAGAAGCUGCUUUGACUGUUGCUCUUUUUUUGAGAGGGUGGAGGCGAGAUCUGGGAGGGCGCUCCUUCAGCUGUCACUGCGGAACAGGGUCUUAUCCCCUCCUAGCGCAGGGUCUGGGGACAGCGCAGGGUACAUAUGCGGAGACGAGGAUGCGCACCUUCUCCGGCGCACAGUCACAAGGCAUUGGGAGAACUGGAACUGGGACUCCGGAGCCAGCUUUUGCCGUGUCCUAGCCGCGGUAACGCGCCCAGCUGCACCUGGCCUCUGCCUCUCUGGGAAGUGCAGGAAACGCAUCCUAAACUCCACUACUUUCCUCCUCCCGCUCCUCCCACCUUCACUCCUCCCUCCUUUCCGCCUCCCUCCCUCCCCAAUAUUUCUCUGCCUGCGUGUCUCUCCCUGCUCAUACAUACACACAUCACCACUCGGUCACUCACUGACUCACUCAGUCUCGCGCUCUGAUGAACUGAAUUCCCAAUCUCAGAAACAAGCCAUCCAACUUAGGAGCCUGGCCACAAAAGCCACAUAUUUGCCCUCCACCCAGACGGCCACAGCAUUAGUGAGUCCAUCGCCCGCCUGCCGGUCCGGCUGCCCGCCUCCACCUCGGAUUUCCUUCAGCGGCAGUGGCUUCAGGAUGCCCGCAUCAUCAAGCAACACAUGAAUAGGAGUGAAGGAUAUAGAUCAUGACUGAAGUCCGCAGUUGGAUUUUGACAAGACUCAACAAGUUGCUGAUUACCCCAGCAGUGAUGCCUCGGUUACUUAGCUGCAUUCCUGGAGUCCCUUCAGUAGUCUCCUAGGCAAGUCUUGAAGCCUUUGGAAUUAAAGACAGGAUCCAAGAAAUCUAUUCUUCUUUGUAUGUUCCCACGAUAUAGAUGUGCAGGAUUUUCCGAAUGAUCAUACGGACACAAAGAUUGAAGAAGUCCUGAAGAUUGAUGGAGGGCCAUGCUAUUCAAACAGCAGGCGUUGCUGAGACAGAAGCUCUUUGUGCUGGGAAGUCUUGCUAUUGGAAGUCUUCUAUAUCUAGUUGCCAGAGUUGGGAGCUUGGAUAGACUACAACCCAUUUGCCCAAUUGAAGGUCGAUUUGGAGCCCGCAGUCAGGCUGAGAUCCCACUUCGGGCACUGCAAUUCAAACGUGGCCUUCUCCACGAGUUCCGGAAAGGCAACGCCACCAAGGAGCAGAUUCGACUCCAUAACCUGGUCCAGCAACUCCCAAAAGCUAUCAUCAUUGGGGUGAGGAAAGGAGGUACCAGAGCCCUACUUGAGAUGCUAAAUCUCCAUCCUGCUGUGGUUAAAGCCUCCCAGGAAAUCCACUUUUUUGAUAAUGAUGAGAAUUAUGCCAAGGGCAUUGAGUGGUACAGGAAGAAAAUGCCAUUUUCAUACCCUCAGCAAAUCACCAUUGAGAAGAGUCCUGCCUAUUUUAUUACAGAAGAAGUACCAGAAAGGAUUUACAAAAUGAACUCAUCUAUCAAGUUGCUGAUCAUUGUCAGGGAACCCACAACAAGAGCUAUUUCUGAUUACACUCAGGUGCUAGAGGGGAAGGAGAGGAAGAAUAAAACCUACUACAAAUUUGAAAAGCUGGCAAUAGACUCUAAUACCUGUGAAGUGAACACUAAAUAUAAGGCUGUGAGGACCAGCAUCUAUACAAAACAUCUGGAGAGAUGGCUGAAAUACUUUCCAAUUGAGCAGUUUCACAUAGUAGAUGGAGAUCGACUCAUUACAGAACCACUGCCAGAACUCCAGUUAGUGGAGAAGUUCCUCAAUCUUCCUCCCAGGAUCAGUCAAUACAAUUUAUACUUCAAUGCUACAAGGGGGUUUUACUGCCUGCGGUUUAACAUUGUCUUUAACAAGUGCCUGGCAGGCAGCAAGGGACGCAUUCAUCCAGAGGUAGAUCCCUCUGUAAUUACCAAAUUGCGCAAAUUCUUUCACCCUUUCAAUCAAAAAUUCUACCAGAUCACUGGGAGAACAUUGAACUGGCCCUAAAUGAAUAUAUUCUACAACACUGUGUGUUGCACCAGGAGGGACACAGUGUCUUCUUUAGAUUCAAAUAUGCACUUUUCCAAAACACAGCUAUAAAGUCUUUUUUUUUUCACCCCAUGAAUACUUGUACAUAUGCAGUGUGUGACCAAAUAUACAGCGGGACCCAUUUUUUUCUACUGAGAAGUAAACUGAAAACAAUUUAAUCUCUACAUAGUUGUAUCUUUUUUUAGGCUAUUUAGAAAAAGAAGAGGUGGUAUUUGAGAGUGGUAAAUGAAUUCAGCUCUUCUUCAAAGAGUUAGUCUUCCUUUGACUCAAAGUUAUCACUUGCCAUUUUCAUAGAUCUAAGCCAAAUGAUUAAUAUAUGAGAAUAUACAUUGGGUUGUGAAGCUUCAGGAUAGAUCAGGAAGUAUAGGAUGAAGAACAUAUAAGAUAUGCAUAUUUCUAAGGGAAUACUGACUCUUUCAUUCAGAUGCUGAAUUAGUGCCGUAAAACUGAGUCAUAUACUGUUUUUGUCUUUUUUCUAAGAAUGUCUUAUCUCAUAACAAUUUGACAUCGUUCCAAAGUUCUCAUAGUGAGUUUGCACUAUUGUUUUUUCGUAUGGACUAUUGUGUCACCCAUAGCAUGUCAAUCACAUGUCCAAGAGUCCAACCUUUUACCCUCUAUGUUGUACGUCAACAAAGAGAAAUGUUGUGUACAUAGUGUACAUUGCUUGUAAAUACUGGUUUCACAAUAAGUAAUUCUAUUUUGUAAACUGAAUAUGGCUAUUUAAUUUAUUGUGGAAAUUAAAUUUAUUGUGGUAUUUAAAAAGGGAAUGGAUUAAAAUGACUAUAUGUGAAAUUUCUUUUCAAUUUAUUUUCCUAUACCUCCUGCUGACUCUAUAGGUCAUCAAUGUGUGUCUGCAGAUGAAAGGGUAUAAGAAGUAUGUACACUCCUCCUUUUAAUAUUUUACCCUUGAGGAAAUGUAUUUGUGAAGUGAAGCAAAAAAUCUCAGCCAUCUGGAAAUCAGGUCUAAUAACCAUCUCAGAGAAUACUAGUGCUAAUCAGCUACAACUUUGCAACAAUUAAUUCAUUCCCUCACAUUUGCUUCCCUUGUGCUAGAAGAGCAACAAGGAACAUAUGAAUAGAACAAGGCAUAGUGUUAACAACAAAACAUUUUCCUGGAUGCUCUAAUCAAAGUCAGCCCAGCAGAGAAAUUAGAUCAAAUAAGAUGAGACCAUUUCUACAAUCUGUUUAGACCAAAAGCUGCUGAUGUUUCAGAAAAGAAGGCAAGAUUUCAAUCCUCACUCUUUGAAAUGAAAAUAUAUUAGACUGCUCAAAAAUGAUCAAGUUGCAGGCAGUGUAGUUAUUACCAGCAUCAACAUAUGGCUCAUUUUUUUUCAUCCAGGGAAAUGAAUACUAAAUUGUGUGUCUUACAAACAUUAGACAUACUGUAUUAUGCUUAAAUAUGUAUCAGAAAAACAAGGAAAGAGGUGUAAACAAAAACAAACUACAUUUCCAUGGUUUCAAAGGAUCUUAGAUUUAGUUAGAACAGACGAGCUCUACCUGUUUUUACAGGUAAGGAUACUGACACCCAAAAAGAUCCACUCAGUGUCACACAGGUAAUAAGUGGCAGAGGAGGAAUUUGAAUCCAGGUCCACAGACUCUAGCUCCAGGACUCUUUUUCUUACACAGUUCUGCCUCUCUCAAAAGCUGUACAAGGACAGAUGUUUUAGAAAACAUGGACCAAUAAGAUAUUGGUAGGCACUAUAGAAAUAAGUCAAUUAAAAUGACCAGGCUACAAGAAGGUUGUAGUUCCCCAAAGGAUAUUUGUCCUAUUCCAUGAUUUGACAAUGUGCUUUUAUGAAUAAGUGGCUUUUCCAUUUCCAGUAAUACUCCACAUUGCUAGUCUAGUUGUGAUAUUUUAAUCACCUAUGCAAGUUUAAUUAAUAACAGAUGCCAUUUCUCUCAGUGUCUGCAUAGACCUGCCACUCAGAACACAUGUUUAGGGCUAAGGGCUCACACUAUAUAUUCUGCUAAGAGGAUUCCAGGGUGACAUUCCAAGAUCUAAUGUAUAAAAAAAAAAAUUUUCUUCUUGAGUGAUAAACAAAGUCAGAUUUAAAAACAUGAGUCUAAUUCUUCCUAAUACCCAAACAUAGGAGAACAAUUUUAGAGCAUGGAGGCCUUGUUGAUGUUCUUUGUUUAAUCAGUGGAUCCAUCUUUCAUCCUUCUACAUUUCACUAACAUAUACCUAUAUGCCAAAAAACAGGAAUUAGCUAUCUAUUACCACAAUUAUAAAAGUAUUUUCAAAAGUUUGCUGGUAAAAGAUUAAGAACCAGCUUACUGUAUGUAUGUAUACACAUAUAUAGAUAUAUGUAUGUAUGUAU
Molecule: messenger RNA, 4828 nt
Organism: Sarcophilus harrisii (Tasmanian devil)
Lineage: Eukaryota; Metazoa; Chordata; Mammalia; Dasyuromorphia; Dasyuridae
Gene: HS3ST5
Product: heparan sulfate-glucosamine 3-sulfotransferase 5
Exons: 5
Coding region: 1431-2468 (345 amino acids)
Molecular function (GO): [heparan sulfate]-glucosamine 3-sulfotransferase activity
Source: RefSeq, a predicted model, not a curated record